AUGACAGCAGAGCCAGUAUCUCCAGAAUUCGAGUAUGUUAACCUCUCGCGUGGGAGUUUUGCACUCUGGUGGUGCAUACUACUUGCUGUUCACUUGGUGACGAGUGGAUAUCAUCUCGCCUACGCUCUGUUCUACUGGGGAUUGGAAGACACGUUUCUGUAUGAGUGCUUUGACUUCGUCGGGAUCGGCAUGCAGGCCAAGCAUUUUCGUGCCAUUGCUGCCGUUAACCUCACGCUGGCAGCGAUGCAUUGCAUCUGUGCCAUGCUAAUGUUUGUUGGCUCGAUUUAUCACGGGAGAUUGGUCUAUUCACCUUGGCUAAAUGACAAGAAGGCCUCCAAAGAAAUAUUCGGCCUAGAAAUUACCGACGGCAGCUUGGUAUUUCGUCUCAGAAGUUUUAUUUCUCAGCUGUACGGGAAAGUUUUGGCUCGUCAAGGACUUCUCGGGGUGAAUGGAUCCAAAUUUCAUACAAUCCUGAUCGCCCGUAAACUUGCCGAGACAACGCUCCAGUCAGUGCAAGCUUACCGAAUGAGUUGGCUACUUCCUCGCAUGACACUGAACCGAUCUUUUGUGACUCAACUGUUGGUCUUCGUUUGCCAUUUACUCGUGCCGGUAGCUGUCGUGCUCAGCUACGUUGGUGAUUACAACCCGCAGAUCGCAGGUUUUCCGAUGGAGAAAUGGUACGACGACGAUUGGUUUGCUCAUGCCAUAAGCGAGUUUCAGAUGAUCGUCGUGGUUUCUUGGCCGGAUCUAGUCAGUCGAAGUAUUUUUUCUCUCGGAGUUGUGUUUUCUACCACGAAUAUGAAGGAACUUUUACGUCCCGCGCCAACUGUGAGUAGUCGAAUUGCCUGCGAUACGGUUGCUGUGAAGCCAAUCCGUGACACCCCACACCCAAAGAGCAGUGCACCCCCAACGCUUGACUUGGAGCCACCGAUAUCUAACAAUUGCAGUCGAACUAUUCUAUCUGAGCGCAGGUUACGGAGAGCAGUGUAUAUAUUGCUGCUUUUGUGGGGUGUCGUUGUGCUUGCCCUUCACGCCCAAGCUUCAGUUAGACCAGCAUUACCUCAAUGCCUACUUCAAGUAUACCCCUGGGGAGUAUCAGCGCAAGCUUGCUAUCUGGUGGACCUCAACUGUGAACAACUGGGUAUCUACGGUAAGCAGCACCAACUCGAAGAGAAGUGGGGCGAAUUCGAUAGAUCGAACGCGAUUAUACUAGUGAUUCGCCACUGUCCGUCCCUUGAGAUGCCCGACUCACUCCAAGACUUUUCCCACGCGAGGAUUGUCAAGAUUUUCGACUCAACCAUAGACAGUUGGAGCGCUUCUGCUGCCCUAACAAACACAAACCACCCGAGUAUGAUGUGGCUGUACUUGACUCGAGUUAAUAUGACUGGAGGCGUUCUGUAUGCAGGUCUUCAGUCCUCCGAUUUCCCGCACAAACUGUUAGAUAUUGAGCUCUACUUUACAAAUUUGAGGUCUCUACCCGACGAUUUGGACUCCAAGUGGAUAGUUGGAACUUUCAUUUAUAUCGAGUACAGCCAGCUUACCUCUGCUCUGGUACGUUUGGAGCCCACUCACCUAAUUCUGACUGGGAAUCCCAUCGCUGAGUUACCGCCAGAAGUCUUUGAGAUCAAUGGCAUACAAGUCUUGGGCGUAGGGGGGACUGAACUACUGGAGCUGCCUCGAAAUGUGACCAAGUUCUCACCGACACUCAGAUCAAUUUACAUGACAGAUACAGACAUUUCGUUCCUUUGGCAAUGGAUCGAUCCCUUUGUAACUAAGAGUUUAGCUCUGGAAGGGUGGUCCUUGUUCAUGGCUGGAUCGAUGUAUUGCAAGGAGCUCGAUCGAAUCAGCAGCGGCGAGACUGACGCGUUUAGCUCCAUGCAAUUGAGUGGAUAUUCGGAACUGCUCAUGGAUCCAUAUAGGCAAAAUCGGGAUGUGAUUCUCCACACCGUCAGCUGCACUCCAGGCUACACUGCAGACACGUAUCAAAUUGACGUCGCGUACAGUGGGUAG
Messenger RNA from Phytophthora sojae, 2010 nucleotides. RefSeq lists its product as hypothetical. The record is from RefSeq and is a predicted model, not a curated record. Lineage: Eukaryota; Oomycota; Peronosporomycetes; Peronosporales; Peronosporaceae. The transcript has 2 exons. The coding region runs from base 1 to 2010 and encodes 669 amino acids.